Uranotaenia lowii is the source of this 996-nucleotide messenger RNA. Its product is annotated as retinaldehyde-binding protein 1-like. The coding region runs from base 1 to 996 and encodes 331 amino acids. The record is from RefSeq and is a predicted model, not a curated record. Gene Ontology annotation, cellular component: membrane. Lineage: Eukaryota; Metazoa; Arthropoda; Insecta; Diptera; Culicidae. The transcript has 2 exons. Gene Ontology annotation, molecular function: phosphatidylinositol bisphosphate binding.
AUGUCCUACGAUGAGAGCAUUUUCUAUACCGUCCCUUGCGUGGAUAAAAAUCCGGAAAAGUACGAAGACAACUUUUGUGAAUUGAGUGAAUUCUAUCAGAAAAUCGCUUCCGAAAAGCUACGCGAAUCGGAUGAAAUCCGUGAACAAAGCCUGGCCCAGCUUCGGGAUUGGAUUGCCAAACAUCCGCACAUCAAAAAGUGUCGCACCGAUACGCAGUAUUUGCUGCGAUUUUUGCGGAACCGGAAGUACGCCAUCAACAGUGCAUGCGAGAUGCUGGAACGAUCCCUCGUCGCAAAAGCUAUUCAUCCACAUUGGUUGACGAAUUUGGACAUCGAAGAUCCGGAACUGGAAGCGCUAGUAGACACCGGGUAUUUGUUCACUCUCCCGGAACGCGACAGCAAGGGAUGUACGAUCAUCUUCAACGAAACUGCUCAGCUGGAUCCGACCAAGUUUAACGCAGGACAUGUGGCACGGAUCCACAAUCUUAUCAACGAGGUCAAUUUUGACAGGCCCGAGGUUCAAUGCGGCGGUUUUGUGUUGGUCUAUGAUCUAUCUGGCAUGACCAUGUCCCAGCUGAGUUUGGUUUCGUUGAACGACAUUCGCAUCCUGGCGCGGUACGUCACCAAAGCCAUUCCGGUGCGCUUCCAUGAGCUCCAUUUCCUUGGAACUCCCGGACCCACACAGACCAUCGUCAACUUUGUGCUGCAACUGUUCAGCGAGAAGCUGAAGCAGAGAAUUAUGUUCCAUCGCACCUGGGACGAGUUGUACGCCAAGGUGGAUAAGAAUUUGCUCCCGAAAGAGUUUGGUGGAAAGACUCCCAAGGCCGAGUGUAUCGCGCUGUUCAAGGAGCAGUGUAAAAAGGCACGCGGUCGUAUGCUAAAGUACGACGAGCUGGAAAUCGAGCUCAGCAAGGAUUCCAAAUACUGGCAGGAAACUUCCGAUGCGGAACUGGAAAGUGGGGCCAUCGGGAGCUUCCGGAUGCUGACCGUGGAUUAG